Ectocarpus siliculosus is the source of this 1663-nucleotide messenger RNA. The record is from the annotation of a GenBank genome assembly. NCBI's taxonomy places the organism in Eukaryota, Phaeophyceae, Ectocarpales, Ectocarpaceae.
AUGAUCAGCAAGUCGACGAUUCAGCGUACCCCCGUGAUGUCCCUGGUGGGCCUCCUCGUGGGCCUCGUCCUCAGCGUGGCCAGGGGGGCCUUCGGCGACCUCUUCCGAGCCCUGGGCCUCGCCUCCGUCCUCGCCGUCUCCCGCAGCCGCCGUCUGUCGGCGGAGUACCCCUUCCUCCCGUACGCCCGGCGGGCCCUGGUGAUGCUGCCGCGGCGGCCGUUCCCCCCCGCCGAGAACCCGUGGAAGUACAAGAGGGCGGACGCGAUAGCGGAGCUGGAGGACGCCGGGGUGCCGCUGGACGCCGGGAACCUGCCGGCGGAGUUCAGCAUGGCUAAGUCACUGCUGUCGGUGGCGUUCCUCGGGGGGUUUGCGGGGUACCUGGUGUCCCAGUUCCCGUUCGUGUUCCUGCCGACCUUCAUGCUGGCGUUGGGCGGGGGCGGCUUCCUGGCCUAUCUCGCGACAACAAAGAACGCUCGCGGUGACCUUACCCGUCUUCUCGGGAUGCGGACCGUGGCUUUCCUGGGCCUGGUGUCGGAGAUCAACUCUGACGUGGCACUGUCGGCCAAGGGCAAGGUGGUGGGCGGCAUCUGCUUCUCCAAGGCGAUGUUCUGGGACCGCAAGUACCACGGGGAAGCUGCGCCCUUGGCUCGGCAGCGACAGCGGCAGCGGGAGCCGAUGGCAGCGGCGGCGGCGGGCGCGAGCGCCGGAGGAGGCCGUCGACCCCCCGAUGCCGUCUUCUCCUCCACGGCCGCCGCCGCCGCAACCGCCCUCAGGACCAAGUGACCUCGCAUCCCUACAAUGUCGGGACGGAGCGAUAUGCCGGGUGAUCGCCGGCCCAGGCAACCUUUACACGAGGAUGCUGGUCGUCAUGCGUGCGUCUGCCGCGCCAAACCAGAUACAUGCCAGGAUGAGAGGGGGAAGGGAAUUGUUUGGCUGGGUCGUGCGGUACAGCAGUAGCAGUAGAGCGGGAGUUUUGUCACACACGCCGCCUGUUUUUCAUGUUGUUGUGGAGCUGCUGACGCCGGUUGAGCUGUGCCGUGCUCCUGCUUGUUGUGCGACAGUUUUGCUGAGUCGGGGUUUUGAUCGAUGUUUUUGCAGGCUAUUUUUCUCUGCUUGCCCGUUAGAGGGAAGGAGUGUUCCUCCGCAGGAUAGUUCCUCCGCACCUCGCCAUCUGUCGCAGUUGCGUGACCACGAGACGAAAGAAAAGGGGGGGGGAAUUAUUACGACGGUUUCGUAUCAACUUUUGCGUUGGGUUCCGUUUUGCGCGGUCCGUCCUGCUUGUUGUUGAUGAUGAUGAUGAUGAUGGGAGAAUUUAUUUGUUGUCGAGACGACACACAUGCCUAAAGAGUGUCUGUCGUGUUUCGUGACGUCACCCAUGGGUUGCGAAGGGUGACUUUUGCGUUAGCUUUGUCAUCGGCCGUGCCGCUACUAGGCUUUGUGUUGAUGCUCUCUCUCUCUUCCAGCAGCGCAUGAACACGGCCGCCAGGAUCCAUCGCCGCUGUCGGGCAAAGAUUGCCGUAGUCAGAAAUGCACGACCGUUUAUGAUGAGAGGGCUCCGUUGUGUCCGCGAUGUCACCGUCGUUGGUACGUUUGGGUUGUCGUGUCGUCGUGCUCGGGAAAUUGGUUGUCAGGUCUGAGACGAUGAAGUAAAUCAUGUAACACU